Molecule: messenger RNA, 1225 nt
Organism: Budorcas taxicolor (takin)
Lineage: Eukaryota; Metazoa; Chordata; Mammalia; Artiodactyla; Bovidae
Gene: PHF6
Product: PHD finger protein 6
Exons: 10
Coding region: 1-1101 (366 amino acids)
Cellular component (GO): nucleus
Source: RefSeq, a predicted model, not a curated record
AUGUCAAGCUCUGUUGAACAGAAAAAAGGGCCUACAAGACAGCGCAAGUGUGGCUUUUGUAAGUCAAAUAGAGACAAGGAAUGUGGACAGUUACUAAUAUCUGAAAACCAGAAGGUGGCAGCACACCAUAAGUGUAUGCUCUUCUCAUCCGCUUUGGUAUCAUCACACUCUGAUAAUGAAAGUCUUGGUGGAUUUUCUAUUGAAGAUGUCCAAAAGGAAAUUAAAAGAGGCACGAAGCUGAUGUGUUCUUUGUGCCAUUGUCCCGGAGCAACAAUUGGUUGUGAUGUGAAAACUUGUCACAGGACAUACCACUACCACUGUGCAUUGCAUGAUAAAGCUCAAAUACGAGAGAAACCUUCACAAGGAAUAUACAUGGUUUAUUGUCGAAAACACAAGAAAACUGCACAUAAUUCUGAAGCAGCUGAUUUAGAAGAAAGUUUUAAUGAACAUGAACUGGAGCCUUCAUCGCCUAAAAGUAAAAAGAAAAGUCGCAAAGGAAGGCCAAGAAAAACUAAUUUUAAAGGACUGUCGGAAGAUACCAGGUCUACAUCCUCUCAUGGAACGGAUGAAAUGGAAAGUAGUUCCUAUAGAGAUCGGUCUCCACAUAGAAGCAGCCCUAGUGACACCAGGCCUAAAUGUGGAUUUUGUCAUGUAGGGGAGGAAGAAAAUCAAGCAAGAGGAAAACUGCAUAUAUUUAAUGCCAAGAAGGCAGCUGCACAUUAUAAGUGCAUGUUAUUUUCUUCUGGCACCGUGCAGCUCACAACAACUUCAAGAGCAGAAUUUGGAGAUUUUGAUAUUAAAACUGUACUGCAGGAGAUUAAACGAGGGAAAAGAAUGAAAUGUACACUUUGCAGUCAGCCCGGUGCUACUAUUGGAUGUGAAAUAAAAGCCUGUGUUAAGACUUACCAUUACCACUGUGGAGUACAAGACAAAGCUAAAUACAUUGAAAAUAUGUCACGAGGAAUUUACAAACUAUAUUGUAAAAAUCAUAGUGGAAAUGAUGAGAGAGAUGAAGAAGAUGAAGAACGAGAGAGUAAAAGCCGAGGAAAAGUAGAAAUUGAUCAGCAACAACUAACUCAGCAGCAGCUUAAUGGAAACUAGGUUCAUGGGACAGAGUUAGAAAACUGGGAAUGAAUAAGACAUCCAUAACUACUAUUCUUUUUUCACUGUUUUCUAAAAUCAAAAAGGGUUUGUAACUUUUUACUGCCCAACUCUUAGAUCCUUC